GUCACUCGAUUACGGUGAGGAAUGUCCGCCGGUCGAGUCGUCCGAAAAUCCAUUAACGAGCCUUGAAGGAAUUGACGAACUGGAAAAGUCAAAAUCAGAAGAAGAAAGGUCAAACUCCGACCAAUCAGAAAGGUCACCAACGAGAAUUCGAGUAGCAAGGAGUCACCCGAGAGUCGCCGCACGAAAUGGCCGAAAAGCAAAGAAGGUAAGCUCAGUUAAUGGACAGAUUGGAACGACAGAAUUCAGAUAAUUCCGAUUCGGAAAGUAUUGGAAACCCACUAAAGACAUCGACACCAAUAAGAAUGGAAGGGGAAUACGGUUACGACACCUCAUACGGUGAAGGAUCGACGUCGUCAGUGGGAACGGCUCAGAAUGAACCCGGAACAGUUCAAGGAGGUUACUACGGCGGCCAGGGGUAUUACGUGUAUCACGAUCCAGGACAGCAGACGAAUUACCAGGACACGGUUAACUGGGUGCACCACGGCUCACCAGCCGGAACCCAGUAUUCGGGACAAGCAACGGGCGCCCCCUAUCAACCGUAUCCGGGAUCGUAUACCCCACCGGCGGGACCAUCGCAGGUGAUAAUGGGACCGGCAAGAAUGUUGAUGCCGCCACCACAACAGACUACACCGAGUCGAUUAACGGGACACGGAGGAUUCAGCGGAAUGCUAGCGACUCCAGUACAGUCACAAAGGUCAUCUCCGAUAUUACCGCCUUUCCCGGAGAAGGGAGGCUUGUCAUUGUCGGACAUAGGAACGCCUCGCAUGAGAACACCGCAGCAACUGGGAGCGCAGCGCCCUCAUCGUAAUUCGCCACACAGAGGAGGAAGGCGACCGAGAGGCAUUUUACCAUCACUGGGUCCCAACCUGGAUCAGACUGGACCAGAUGGACUACGACUUACGCCCUCAGGCAAACCCUCAGUACACGAAUACGCACCGAAGCUUCCCUUGGAUUUGAGAGACGAUGACCCGAACCUGAAUUUAAUUGUGGAUACAAAGGAUAAACUUACAAAAACCGACUUAGAAGCCAUUCGCGACUUCAAUAGGAAAUGCCGUAACCUUUACAAAAUCCACAUGAGAGUUGAAGAUGAACACGCAUGGUAUGGAAAGUUAAUCAGUCUGGAAGCUGUCAUCAAACCAUGUCACAUUGCCAUGAAAGAUAAAACCAAACAGGUUGAAGCAAAGCGUAAAGAAUACGCAAUACAAGUUGCAUCGAUGUGGCAAUAUCAUCCGACGAUAAAAGGUAGAGUCUAG
Molecule: messenger RNA, 1253 nt
Organism: Paramacrobiotus metropolitanus
Lineage: Eukaryota; Metazoa; Tardigrada; Eutardigrada; Parachela; Macrobiotidae
Exons: 2
Coding region: 219-1253 (344 amino acids)
Source: RefSeq, a predicted model, not a curated record